AUGUUACCGUCGUUCUUACGAUCUUUACCUCGGCUUGGACGGACAUGGAAGCCCCUCAAUUUCCCCAACGCGAAUUUCCUCCCGAUCUCUCUCAGUCAAAAAGUUGAAGAAGAGACUAUGCCAGACUAUGUUCCUUCUCGUUAUUAUCCUGCUCGGAUAGGUGAGAUUCUUAAGGAACAAUAUCAAAUUGUCGGGAAACUGGGAUUCGGAGCUAGCUCGACUGUGUGGCUUGCGCGGGAUAUGAAUUAUCGUCGAUAUGUUACCCUUAAGAUCUACAUUACAUCUGCAUCUCUUGGACAGCAAUUGGAUGACGAGCUCAACAUGUACAGAUGUAUAGAGAGGGGCUCGAAAAGCCACCCAGGUCGUGGCGCUGUUAGAUCGUUACUUGACUCUUUCGAUAUUGAUGGACCUGGCGAUAAGCAUCGUUGUCUGGUACAUCCUCCUUUAUGGGAGAGUACUUUGACCUUUCUGCAUCGUAAUCCGGUGCAAAGACUACCUGUGCCCGUCCUGGCAUUCAUUCUCAAGCGCGUUUUCUUGGCGCUCGAUUACUUACAUACGGAAUGCCAAAUCAUACAUACUGAUAUUAAGGCCGACAAUAUUAUGUUCGGCAUUGGUGAUGAUUCUGUCUUUGAGGACUUUGUUGAGGAAGAGCUUCAGACCCCUUGUCCGAGGAAAGAGCUUGAUGGCAGGACCAUUUACGUAUCCCGGGAGCUCGGGAUGCCUAAGGAAUGGGGUGCCCCGGUCCUUUGUGACUUUGGCUCAGCUAUGCCUGGUGAUGUUGAGCACCUCGAGGAUAUUCAACCUGAUAUUUAUCGGGCACCGGAAGUGAUCCUCGAGGCCCCGUGGACGUAUAGUGUUGACAUCUGGAAUGUUGGUUGCAUGAUCUGGAAUGUGUUUGAAGGCGGAUCCCUGUUCACCGGAUACGACCCAGAAUAUCAGACGUAUCGAAGUAGGGCCCAUCUCGCAGAGAUCAUUCGCCUGCUUGGACCUCCUCCACCCAGUCUGCUUGCUCGAGGCAGACUAAAGCACAAGUUCUUCUCUGAUGAAGGUGAAUUCUGUGCUGGUAUUCCAUUGCAAGAGCCAAUAUCGCUUGAGCAGAGGGAAACGACCCUUGAAGGGCAGGAAAAGGCCGAUUUCUUGCGCUUGGUGCGGAAGAUGUUGCAGUGGGACCCUGCUCGGCGUAGCUCAGCGAGAGAAUUGUUGGAGGAUGAAUGGAUUUGUAGGCAUACUCGCAAUUGA
Aspergillus fijiensis CBS 313.89 is the source of this 1239-nucleotide messenger RNA. Its product is annotated as putative protein kinase. Gene Ontology annotation, biological process: protein phosphorylation; spliceosomal complex assembly; regulation of mRNA processing. Gene Ontology annotation, molecular function: ATP binding; protein kinase activity. The transcript is spliced from 5 exons. The record is from RefSeq and is a predicted model, not a curated record. The coding region runs from base 1 to 1239 and encodes 412 amino acids. NCBI's taxonomy places the organism in Eukaryota, Fungi, Ascomycota, Eurotiomycetes, Eurotiales, Aspergillaceae.